Molecule: messenger RNA, 1620 nt
Organism: Chaetomium fimeti
Lineage: Eukaryota; Fungi; Ascomycota; Sordariomycetes; Sordariales; Chaetomiaceae
Product: kinase-like domain-containing protein
Exons: 2
Coding region: 162-1478 (438 amino acids)
Biological process (GO): protein phosphorylation
Molecular function (GO): protein kinase activity; ATP binding
Source: RefSeq, a predicted model, not a curated record
GAACCUUUCAUCUUCCCCCCAAUCCAUCCAUCGUUUCUUGGAUUAUAUUUUCUUGUUUUUCAUCCAUCGUGUGAAAUUUGCCCGCCAAGUUGCUCUAGCCUCCUAGGUACUCAAACGCUCAUCGGUCCUCGCCCGUUCAAGACAAGGAAAAGGUCGCCGCCAUGUCCGAGCCAGAACCGGUCGGGCCGCGCGCCUGGCGGUAUCGAUACACCGGGUUCGUGAUGCGCGAACACAUCGAAAAUGUCGAGUGCUACACGCCAGGUGGCUAUCAUCCAAGUGAUAUUGGCGACACUAUCACGAACGGCCAGGAUAGCUACACUGUCAUCCAUAAACUUGGACACGGGGGUUACUCCACCGUGUGGCUGCUCAAGCGACAACGCAAGCACCCUGCUGGACAGCAAGAAGAAGACUAUCCUCCAGUCUCGUUCCACGCCCUCAAGAUCCUUCGAGCCGACCUCGGCGAUACCCGCGCUGAUCAUGAGCUGAAUUUUCUCCAACGCCUCGGCCAGGUGGGUAAUUCCGAGUCUAGUCACCCAAACAUCGCCGUGGUCGAGGAUUCAUUUACUAUCUCGGGCCCUAACGGCCAGCAUCACUGCCUCGUCUCGCCUCUCCUCGGGCUGAGCCUUCAUUCGAUCAGUGUCGAGCGCUUGACUCCUUCCCAACGACAUCAUAUAUGCCAGCAGCUUACAAGCGCCGUCGCCUUUCUCCACUCCCAUCAUAUCUGUCACGGUGACCUAACCCCUUCAAACAUCGCAUUUGUAAUUCCAGGUAUACAGUCCAUGACCGAAAGCUAUCUUCUAGAACUUCUUGGCCCGAUUCACGACGGACGACUUCGACUCCGUGAAGGCCCUGUACGUCACUCUAAACACGGCCCAAAAAGGGUAGUUGCAGCCGCCUCCUUUUCCGGAUUUGAUAUUUCAUCGUUGACAAGUAUCCGAAUUAUCGACUUUGGCUGCGCUUUUCUCAGUACCAGCCCGCCACCGACCCUGGGAUGCCCCGUCGAGUUCUUCCCGCCAGAACUCCUCUUUGGCUCCCCAGCUUCGACCCAAUCCGAUGUCUGGCAGCUCGCAGCCCUUGUUUACUUCACCUACACCAGCUCCUACAUGUUCCAACCCGGUUUCCAGGUCUUCACCCUGCUGGUCGCCUUUAUCGUCCAGCACUAUAGCCCGGUACCCAGUCAUUGGAGGGGAAACUUUGUCUGGAGUAAGUAUGGCGUCGCAGAACCGGGACAACUACCCGUGGUACAUCCCGAGCCGGACUGGUGGUAUGACGACAAGCAGCCGACAAAGUCGGUCGAACAGCACGUCGCCAGACAAGCCCCUUGCCUCUCGGCAGCACAGCGGGACGAGCUUAUGCGCGUGCUCCGUGACAUGGUGACCUGGGAACCGAACCGACGCAUCUCGGCCGCCGAAGCACACCGCCGUCUCCAGUCCCCGGUAUUAUCCACGAUGAUUGAAGAGGCCGCGGAAGGUAGGUAGGUAGGUAGGCAGGUAGGUACAAAGGCAGGUAGGUCGGGGCGCGGUUUUUUAUCCUGUAGUUAUGUCGGGACAAUGGCAUCCAUUUGAUUUGGCGAACCAGGACAGAUAAUGAGAAAAUUGCACGACUUCAGUUGAACACUUG